Cucumis sativus (cucumber) is the source of this 387-nucleotide messenger RNA. It is a transcript of the gene GRX7, whose product is annotated as glutaredoxin-C1-like. NCBI's taxonomy places the organism in Eukaryota, Viridiplantae, Streptophyta, Magnoliopsida, Cucurbitales, Cucurbitaceae. The transcript has a single exon. The record is from RefSeq and is marked provisional. Bases 1 to 387 code for a protein of 128 amino acids.
AUGAUGCAUUAUCAAGCAGAGCGUUCAUGGGAGUACUACAUGCCGGUGACGGCAUCAGCAUCAAGAGACCCCGUGGACCGAGUAAUCCGGCUAGCGGCGGAGAGUGCAGUGGUGAUAUUCAGUGUGAGCAGCUGCUGCAUGUGCCACGCUCUCAAGAGGUUGCUUUGUGGAAUGGGAGUAAGCCCGACGGUGUACGAGCUGGACCAUGACCCCAGAGGCAAAGACAUUGAAAGAGCUUUGAUGAGGCUGGUUGGAGCCACCUCGCCACCAGUCCCCGUCGUCUUCAUCGGCGGGAAGCUCGUAGGGUCCAUGGAUAGAGUUAUGGCUUCUCAUAUUAAUGGAACUUUGGUUCCUCUUCUCAAGGAAGCUGGGGCCUUGUGGCUCUAG